GGUGAUUCGAGGAGGGGCAUACGACCGCGGCGGAAAUAUAGACUGACGAUAUGGAUGCAGUAUGGCCGCGGCACAUUGGCUCAACUCGCUAGGAUGCCUAUCGCUGUCGCUAUUAUGCCUUUUCGCUACUACUCUUCAAGUUACAAGCGCGAUCGCGAAAGAGGCCACGGAGCCUUCGAGCCCGGCCUCCAUCGCCGACGCCUCGCCCACUAAGCUUCCAAAGUGCGACGAGUCGUUCGUGAGCCGAGGCGGGGCGGUGAGCGGGUCGUUCCACGCGCCGGAGCUCGUCAACCCGAGCAACACGAGCCGGCAGUGUCUGUACACAUUCGUCGCGGCGCCCGGACAGCGCGUGCUCGUAGAGAUACGCACAUUCAACUUGCGAGGCAAACCGCCAGAUGGAGCCGCAGUCGGAGAGCUACCAGCAUGCAUGCACGAGUACAUGGACAUCUACUCGGAGAUGACGUCGCUGGAGGCGAGCGAGCUGGUGAACUCGGCGUUCGGCGGCCGCUACUGCGGCCCCAUCCCGCCGCGCCGGCGCGUCUCGCUGCACCGCGCCCUCGCGCUCGCCUUCUACACGGACAAGCCCUUCACGCCGCCCACGCUCUUCACUGGCACCUAUCGCUUCAUCAACUCCUCGGAGUUCGAAGUGGGGACUCCGGUACCGAACACGCUGUGCUCGUUCGUAAUCGAGGCCAGCAAGCGCAAAACAGGCCUGCUGCUGUCGCCCACAUACCCCGGCAUCUAUCCCAAGGACAUCAGCUGCAACUAUCAAUUCGUUGGUCAGCCCGGACAACGCAUACGCCUAGAGUUCAGAGACUUCGACCUAUUUUUCGGCGGUCCGCACUGCCCCUUCGACUGGGUGCGCGUGUACGACGGGCCCGACAACUCGUCGGCGGUGAUCGGCACCUACUGCGGCCAGCAGCGCAACCUCGUCCUCUACUCCAGCGACGAGCGCCUGCUGGUCUCCUUCUACACGCUGCCGCGCGCCGCCAACACACAGAACCGCGGCUUUAAAGGCAUCUUCGAGUUCUCAGAGAGUUUCGUUAAGUUAGAUUUUAUAAGCAAACACGAUGCAGAGCACAUCCGGGGCUCCGAGUGCGACCAGAAGAUCCUCAGCAAGAAGGAGUCCACCGGCUUCGUGUACCAUCCAAACUAUCCAUUCCCCUAUAUACAAAAAGUUGUUUGUAGAUAUUUUAUAUACGGUAUGCAAGACUCACAGAAUUUGGAAAGAGUCCGCCUUGAAUUUCAAAACUUUUCUAUACCAAAGGGUGAACCGAAACCGGAUUCGUGCGCCGACGGGUACCUGAAGGUGUACCUGCGCGGGCAGGAGGCCACGGACUCGUACGACAAGCACGACGCGGAGCUGUGCGGCGAGGGCGAGCCCGGCCCGCCCGCCUUCCCGCCGCCGCUGCUCUCCGACGGGCCGCGCCUCGUGCUCGUCUUCAGCUCCGGAGAGCUGCAGGGACGCGGCUUUAAAGCUAAAUACACCUUCGAGACAGAGUACCGUGUGCCGGGCACGGCGGCGCCGGGCGGGGAGUGCGCCUUCACGUACCGCUCCGAGGCGAAGAAGCGCGGGGAGUUCAACUCGCCGCGCUACCCCAGCAACUACCCCUCGCGCACCGACUGCAGCUACACGCUGGUCGCCGCUCACAACGAGCAGGUCACCGUCGUCUUUGACCACUUUAAGGUCAAAGCGGACGCCUGGAACGCCACUGCUGGCUUAUACGGCGGGGCGACGUGCAGCGAGGACUGGGUGGAGGCGUGGUGGACGGGGCGCGAGGGCUCGCGCGUGCCGCUGGGCCGCUGGUGCGGGCCCGCCACGCCCGGCCCGCUGCAGUCGCCGCGCGGCGCGCUCGGCCUGCUGCUGCAUCUGCACACCAACAACGAGGCCGUCGCCUCGGGCUUCAAGGCCAGGUAUAUAUUCGAGCCGGCGAAGUCAAUAUUCGGCGACUGCGGGGGCAACAUGUCGGGCGCGGAGUACGGCGUGAUCACGUCGCCGCUGCACCCGGCGCCCUACGCAGCGCCCGCGCGCGGCGCCGCCUCCCGCGUCUGCAACUGGUUCGUCACCGCGCGCCCCGGCAAGCGCCUGCUCCUCAACUUCCAGCUCUUCGCCGUCGAGGGACAUCUCAUCGACCGCGGGUGCCCUGCGGCGGUGCUGCGGCUGUGGUACGAGAGCCCGGGCCCGCCGCUGGAGCUGUGCGGGGAGAAGGCGCCCGCAGACCGCUGGCAGUACCUCUCCUCCUCCAACUCCAUACGGCUCUCGUUUAUAAUAGCCGACAAGUCAGUGGGCGCGGCGGGCUGGCGCGCCGUGUGGACGGAGGUGACGACGGAGACGGAGGGCUGCGAGAGCGCGUGCGCCGGCGCCUGCCUGCCGCGCGCCGCCGCCUGCUCCGGCCUGCAGCACUGCGCCGGCGCCCCCGCCCCCGCCGCCGCCAGGCCUCCACACUGUUAGUAUACACACACACACACAACGCUACUUUUCGACAGAAAUUACACUUUUUAAAAGCGAUUUUAUGUUAAUUUACAAACAUUUCUUGUAACAUUCCAAGUGAACUCUAGACUUAUGCUAGGAAUGGAUUACAAAUAAAACAUUAACAACAUAAUAGCUGUCAUUGAUAAUUCGCAAUCUCUAAGUAAGUUGAUUAUCGUUAUUUAAAAAAAAAUCUGUAUUAGAACAUAACCUUAUAUUAGGGAGAAAAUAAAUUCAUAUCUAAGAAGAAUCUAAAACAAUCAUUCACACAAUGCCAUACAUGUAUCUACAGUUUGUGCCUCAAAUAAACACGGUGUAACGACACUAAAUGGCUCAGAACUUUCAACUUUCCAAUCUGACUAAUAUUUUAAUUGAAAAUUAAAGAAAACACAUAAUAUAAUUAUUCGAAUAAACCAUUUUUAACCUACUGUAGCGAAUUAUGUUACAACAAAAAAGUACAUACGACUACCAAACUUUUACAGCAAUGUAAAACGUAAAACACAGCAAUAAAUCAGCUUACAGCACAACAAAACAAGCAUUUAAAGUUAGUCUGCGACACUACACAGGAACACAUAGCUUUCAAUGCAUUUGCACAAACAAAACGCACUUCGCUUCUACAUAGUAUUGUACAGUCAAUUGCAUAAAUAUUUAUACAUCUACCAGUACUACCGUUAGGGGCGGCGACCGCUCAGGGCGCCGGAAAAAAAGGGCGCCACAAACUCACAAAGGGCGCCUCAUUUUCAUAAAGAGGCGCCACAUACUUAUAAAGGGGCGCCACAUGCUCAUAAAGGGGCGCCACAUUCUCAUAAAGUGGCGCCACAUUCUUAUAAAGGUGUGCCACUGGCGCCUUUAUUUUUAUGGGUUCAUAUAGCAUUAAGGGGCGCCGUAGAAAUCUCGCCCAGGACGUCGGUAAUGCUAAACGUUGACAUUUACCACUUUAGAAACUUCUAUAAGCCGGUGUCAAAGAUAUGAAAUCAUGUAUUCGUCAAUAACAUUUAGUAAUACUCGGAAACGAACUAACUGAUACGUGUAUGCAUAUUUUUGAAUAUAGAAAGCAUAUACAUGUUUCUACAGGUUUGUAAAUAUUGACAUACUUUUGCAGCUGACUGUACAAGUAAUACGAGAAUUGAAUCUACUUGAAAUAUAUUAUGUAUUCAAAGAUUUUAAGGUUAAGAUAUAAUACGAGAUAUACAUAACCAAUUGUUCUCAGUAGAGACGUUUAUUAGUAAAAUAAUAAUAUAAAAAGUGAUUUU
Messenger RNA from Papilio polytes (common Mormon), 3723 nucleotides. Its product is annotated as CUB domain-containing protein 2. Gene Ontology annotation, cellular component: plasma membrane. Bases 62 to 2452 code for a protein of 796 amino acids. The transcript is spliced from 16 exons. Lineage: Eukaryota; Metazoa; Arthropoda; Insecta; Lepidoptera; Papilionidae. The record is from RefSeq and is a predicted model, not a curated record.